AAUCAGCUUUAAGCUUGAUUAAACUCGUAUUCUGUCGGUUGUUAUUUGUUUUUACAGGGAGUGGGUUCAUUUUUCUGGAGACGCGUUUGCUGUCAGAAUAAUAGCGAACGACUGGGGUCGUAUUUUGUAGUGUUUUAUGAUAAUUAGAGAUGUUUUAAUACCAGUCAUUUGGGGUUUUUUUAACAGUAAAACAAGUCGCAAUGCGAGAUUACAGUGGAGUCUUCCCUCCAUUUAUCGUCGUGGUUACAGAGGCAAAGCUGUAAGAAGCUCUGUAACAACAAUUUGUAUUUAGCCGCCUUUAACUUGUUACUCUUAAAUCAAUUCCAUUGGAACAUUGGACAAGGCGUAUAUAGAUGUGAAGGGCCAUUAACACUACUUAUCACCAUUUCCAGGGUAAAUUGUGUUAAUGGCUAAUGGCAUUAUAAUGCCGUGGUAAUGUUAUCUGCAGGGAUCAGGAAGUUGACCAGAGUUAAUUGAACCAGGGGAUGGACUUCACAGAGUGCUAUGAAGACACAGUGUCCAGUGUUGCUGCAGCAGCCCGCUCUGGCUGCAGGAGGCGGCUGAGGAGGCUGAUCCACAGAGGAUGCAGCGUGGACAGCCGGGAUAACCGCGGCUGGAACCCUCUGCAUGAGGCGGCAGCAGCUGGCAGUAAAGACUGUGUGGAGGAAAUAUUGUCUGCAGUAAGUGAAAGCUCCUCCAGAUGUCAUCGUGAUUAUGUGAACACGCUGACUCACGAGGGGGAAUCAGCAUGUUACCUGGCAGCGCAGCGAGGACACCUGGCGGUGGUCCGACUCCUCCUGAAAGCGCACGCUGACCUCAACCAGCUGACUAAUGACCUGUCCUGUCCUUUAUAUGCAGCCGUGGACAACGGGCACACGGAGGUUGUGAAGCUGCUGGUCAGGAAAGGAGCACAGGUCAACAGGAUACACACAGCGUCCUGGUGGACCUGUCUACAUCAAGCUGUUUACAAGGGUCACAGCGACAUCGUUCGUAUUCUUGUUGACGUUUGCAACCUCGAAGCGCACGAUGACCACAAGAUUUCGCCGCUGUUCGUGGCAGCACAGUAUGGACAGAAGGAGUCCCUGGAGCUCCUUAUUAAUGCUGGUGCCACUGUGAACACGCAGGCAGCUGAUCUGGCGACGCCGCUGCUGAUUGCCUCCCAGGAAGGCCACCGGGCUUGCGUGGAUCUCCUGCUGGAUCACGGCGCCGAUCCGAACAUGGCCUGCAGCAAAGACUGGCCUCAGUUUCCUAUUCAUGCUGCUGCUGAGUUUGGCCAUAUCAGUAUUCUGCAAAGGCUGAUAGAGGUCACCGACAGGACGUGUGACCGGGGAGAACGCAUGGUCAGUCCGCUGUAUGUGGCCAUCCACAGCGACCAGACCAGCAGCAUCCAGCUGCUGUUAAAGGAAGGUUACAGCCCAGACGCUCAGGACUAUGCAGACAUUCUGGGUUUCCCUUCUCCGCUCUCGCUGGCAUUAUAUCAUACAUCCACCAAACCCUGCAGUGAGUCCAUAAAGCUGCUGCUCAACGCAGGAGCAACUUUGAAUGCAGAGGAAUGGACUUGCGCCCUAGCCACUGACAGAACGGACCCGCUGGAGCUGAUUCUGGACCACAGGUGGAUCCCUCGGCCAGAGGCGUUUUCAAAGGGCUUUUUGGUACCGCAUCAUCAUGGGAAGAUAAUAUUAAAGCUAAAGGAGCUGAGGGAACUGGUCUGUGUAGCACUGAGUCAAGUGGACUUUGCUUCCAGUUAUCUUUCCAUACUUCUGAACAAAGGACUUGAACCAUCUCUGUUGCUGCACCCCCACAUGCUGGAGAAGGCAGACAGUGAUGUGCUCAACUAUCUGCUUGAGUUUGUAAACUGGUCGACUCUUUCUCCUUCUCUGAAGAUUAUUUUGGACCAGAGGCGAGCAGAGAAGACCUGGGAGCCACACACUUACUUUGAUUCAGUUCCCUGUCUUUCCCACCUCUGCCGACUGAAGGUUCGCGAAGUGCUGGGGCCAGAUCAGCUGAUGAGGACCAAUGUAGUCCAGCAGCUAGCCGUUCCCACUCCACUUCACGAUUUUCUGAAAUUUAGGGACAUCCAAGAACUGUCCAGCACGCGACCCCCACCAUCACCUGUUAUAAAUCGCAUCGAAAGAUACCGCAGCACACACGAACACAGACAUGUUGUGUAAAUCUGUUUUAGUGCUUGUCAUUUUGUCACUCAUGCUGGUUAAAGGUGUUAAGAUCCAUCUUUCGCAUGGAAAUACCACUCUUAAUGGGACCCACAGAGAUUCUUGUCCAAGCCCUCACAUCCAAGAUGUAUUUACACCGUUCCGUCUCAUGAAAACAUUCCAAAUGACUCCCUAUGUUGUUACUGGUUUACUAAAAUUCAGGGUUUUCGGCUGUUAAAAGUGGUGAAGAAAAUAAAAAAUUCUAUUUUCAGUAAUAUUUUUGCCUA
Molecule: messenger RNA, 2437 nt
Organism: Xiphophorus maculatus (southern platyfish)
Lineage: Eukaryota; Metazoa; Chordata; Actinopteri; Cyprinodontiformes; Poeciliidae
Gene: asb3
Product: ankyrin repeat and SOCS box protein 3-like
Exons: 10
Coding region: 486-2171 (561 amino acids)
Biological process (GO): intracellular signal transduction
Molecular function (GO): protein binding
Source: RefSeq, a predicted model, not a curated record